Molecule: messenger RNA, 1002 nt
Organism: Metarhizium album ARSEF 1941
Lineage: Eukaryota; Fungi; Ascomycota; Sordariomycetes; Hypocreales; Clavicipitaceae
Product: dihydrodipicolinate synthetase family protein
Exons: 1
Coding region: 1-1002 (333 amino acids)
Molecular function (GO): 4-hydroxy-tetrahydrodipicolinate synthase activity
Source: RefSeq, a predicted model, not a curated record
AUGCCCGUCCGUCAGGCAGCGUCGGUCACGGCGCCCGGCGUGCCCCCGGCCGGCGUUUGGUGCCCGGCGGUGACGUGCUUCACCGACGACGAUGACCUCGACCUCGAGGCGCAAGCCAAGUACUUUGCGCACCUGUCCAGGUCGGGCCUGGCGGGCCUGGUGGUGAUGGGCACAAACUCGGAGGCCAUGCUGCUCACGCGAGAAGAGCGCUCGCAGCUCAUCGCCACGGCUCGCCGCGCCGUCGGGCCCGCGUUCCCUCUCAUGGCCGGCGUUGGCGCGCACUCCACGAAGCAAACCCUCCAGCUCGCCGACGACGCGGCCGAGGCGGGUGCCGACUACCUGCUGGUGCUGCCACCGGCCUACUUUGGCAAGGCGACCACCAUGGCCACGACGAGACGCUUCUUCGCCGCCGUGGCCGCCGCCGCCGCGCUGCCCGUCGUCAUCUACAACUUCCCCGGCGUCUGCAACGGCGUGGACCUGGACUCGGACACCAUCACCGCCAUCGUCCGCGACAGCGCCGCGCGCAACCACGGCGUGUCGAGGGUCGUCGGCGUCAAGCUGACCUGCGGCUCCGUCGGCAAAAUCACCCGCCUGGCGGCGCAGCAUCGCCCCGACGCCUUUUCCAUCUUCGGCGGGCAGUCCGACUUUCUCGUCGGCGGCCUUGCUGCCGGCAGCGCCGGGUGCAUCGCCGCCUUUGCCAACGUGUGCCCGAGGCUGACGGCCGAGAUAUACCGCCUGUACACCGAGGGCUUGCGCCAGAGGGCCACGGAGCUUCAACAGCUCGCCGCGCUGGCCGAGAGCCCCUGCAAGGCCGGCAUCGCCGCCACCAAGUUCGCCGCCACCCUCGUGUCUGCCAGGCUGGCGGGCAUCGACGACGCCGAGGCCAAGUUCCGCCCCAGACACCCCUACGAGGAGCCGAGCGACGCCGCCAAGCGCUCUGCUCGAGCGGCCAUCAGGGAGGCUGCGGACAUGGAGGAAGUGCUGCAAAAGGCGGCCGCGUGA